UUGCUCAUCGACUGGUUCGCUCCACCGGAAGCUGGAUGUUGCGUGGCAGUAUGGUUGAGGCAAAUCGGGUUCAGCACUUUUUACGGAUCCAUUGUGCUCAAGAUAUAUCGAAACUUGCAAGAAUAUCGCGUAAGGAAAGCGCAACACGUCUCCGUUAGGGAAAAAGACAUGGUGAAAUACCUCGUCGGAAUGCUCGCUCUAACUAUCACGGGUUUAAUGGCUUGGACAGUAGGGUCUUGGGGAGAUCCGGCGCUAUGGAGGACUGCAUGGCCUCAGUGCCGGAUGCAAGGCUGGCAUGUCAUCUGGCACUGUUACGAGCUGCUCUUUCUGCUCUAUGGAAUGCGCCUCUGUUACAAGGCUCGUAACAGCGACUGGCUAGAGCGAUGGCAAUUCACUGUGGCCGUAUGUUUGGAAGCUGUCAUAACCCUUAUGGCAAAUCUUAUCAGGUAUUCGAUUCGCAAUUCCGGGCAUAGUGACACACUUUUCACUAUAUCCUUCGUUCAACUUCAACUCACCGUCUCUGUCAAUAUUGUCAUUAUCAUCGCUCCAAAAUUUUACCUGGUCAGUUUUUUGGCUCCAUUCCAACUUCUAUAA
This is a messenger RNA of Haemonchus placei, 594 nucleotides long. Lineage: Eukaryota; Metazoa; Nematoda; Chromadorea; Rhabditida; Trichostrongylidae. The record is from the annotation of a GenBank genome assembly.